Aegilops tauschii subsp. strangulata is the source of this 2032-nucleotide messenger RNA. RefSeq lists its product as uncharacterized. NCBI's taxonomy places the organism in Eukaryota, Viridiplantae, Streptophyta, Magnoliopsida, Poales, Poaceae. The record is from RefSeq and is a predicted model, not a curated record.
UGUCAUCAUUUUUUUUUUAACAAAUCUACUGAUCCUCCGAGAAUUAAAGGCCGGUCGAAUCGCGAUCCCAGCAAUCGAGAUCUGGCCGUUGUCACAUGGAAACCUCCCAGGCCUCCGCCGCCGACCUGUCUGGGGCCGCCGCCGAGUACCCUCGCUGGGUGAUAUUCGAUGACGGCGUUAGAUAUCGCCACGGGAAAGCGGGGCCCUGCCUCAGCCCCGCUGACUACAAGACUGUGGCGUACGCUCGCACCUCCACCGGCUACCCCGUCCACGUCUCCUUCCGCCUCGCCGCGCCGCCGGCGGUUUCGCCCCUGAACCUCCACCACGGCCUAUUGCCGGACGGGGUGCGAAUCUUCCCCAGCGUCAAUCGCGGCCCACGGCGACUCUGUACUCUUACGUCUGCACAUGGAGGACAGGCAGUACGUGAACGUCGCGACCGACUACUUCGUCUACAAUGCCGGCGACCCCUCCCGACCGCCGUCGUUGUCGCUUCUCCCCCCUUGUUACAUGAGUGAUGAGACGGGGUUCCAAAUCCAUGGCCGCCGAUCGCAGCUGAAUAUGGAUCGGGAAACAACAGGCAUCCUGCGACGCGGCGACCGGGAGUUUGUGUUGGCGGCGAUCCGUUUUAUCCAAGUUGUUGAUGAUGGCGGGGCAGGGGUGGUGGUAGCCGACCUCCGCGUGCUCCGGUCCCGCGAUCUGCACUGGAAGAUCAAGCGCCUUCGCGUCCACCACGACGUCAACAAUGGCGAGGUAACUUCUUACUGUUGCUGGGACUACUGGGGGACCGACAGGGUCAUCCCCGUCGGCGACCGUUUCUUUUACUGGGUCGACCUGUACAAGGGCAUCGUCUUCUCCGACAUGUCACAGGAGACCCCCGAGCUGAGGUUCCUGCCUCUGCCCGUGGAGCCCGUCGACCGUCGACGCGAGGACUGGGACAGGCCCGAGUCCUCCCGGAGCGUGUGCUCCACCGACGGCGGUGCCACGGUGAAGUUUGUCCAUGUCUCCCCACGCUGCUGCUGCGGAGGCCCCGGCGCCACCCAGUGCGCGCUUUCCCGCCAUGCAUUCACCGUCACCACCUGGACCCUGAGGAGGACUAAGGGCCGCGACAUGGGGUGGGAGAAGGACGCCGUGGUCGACUGCAGCGACCUCUGGGGCCUCGACGCCUACCGGCUGCUCCCUCGCCCGCCGAUGGAUUUCCCCGUCGUGAGCAUCGACGAUCCCGACGUAGUCUGCUUCCUGGUGUCCGAGCACAAGCACCUCCACCACGACGGCGAUAAGACAACAUGGGUGGCCAUGGUCGACACGAGAAGGAAGACGCUGCUCAGAACUACCAUCCUCUCCAAGGACAAACACUAUCAGGGGAAUGCUUUCCUUCCCAGCCAGGUCUCGAGCUACCUCAACACUUCGCCGGGCAGCAACAACCGUAAGCUGCCGGCAAGCGAAAGCCGGUGCGCGAAUGACACUGUCGACGUGCCACCGGCGGCGAAAAGUGUGUGGCUUCUCCUGAUCAGGACGUCUUGACGGCGCUGCUGGAGAUACCCGGGUUGACUCACGAUGAAAUGUUGAGAGCCUACGGCGUUCUUGCCUCGGACGAUCGGCGCAGGUACCAAUCUCUCGUGGCACUCCCGAUGGAUAUGAGGAAGGACUACUGCUGCAUGUUGGUCGACAUUGGGACGAGCAAGCAGUCUAAACUCCAGUGAUGAUAUGGUUAUUUCCUCUGUGUUGGCCGGUCCUAUCAUUUCUCCCGAGGCCCAGUAAAUCACUGUGCCCCUUCGAAAUUGUUCGUAUGGAUACAAUAAAUUUUGAUUGAAUCCGUCAGAUUUCGAAAAUGUGGCUACAUGAUGGUUUGCAUCUUUAGUGAUAGUUACUCCAUUUAAUCAAUACAGGAAACAGAGUACUCAGUUUUAAUCUAAUGCAAGAAUUUGAAAUGCGGUACUCCAGCUUCAGUUUAAUCAUCUUACUGUAGUUUUGUUGGUGCAGGAAAAAUUGAAACAGUUUAAUCAGCAAUACUCAGUUUCAGUUUAAUCAUCUU